CCGACGGGGCUGCCGGUAUUGCCCGGGAUGUUUGUAGAUGUAAAUCCAGUGGGCUGCUGCUGGUGGUCUAAUUAUAUGUUACAACGGCUUGCCACAUACUUUUUGCUCUCGCUGGGAACUGACUAGAGGAACGGAAAAUGGCGGACCUCGAAGACGUUACGCUGGACGGGAGACCCCUCCAGUCCCUCCGUGUAGCGGACUUAAAAGCAGCUCUUGAAGAGAGAGGACUGUCAAAAAGCGGACAGAAGAAUGCUCUCGUUAAAAGGCUCAAGGGGGCUCUCAUGCUGGAGAAUUUGCAGAGGACCUCCACUCCUCAUAUUGGACUGCAGCCAAACUCACAGAUUGGUGAGGAAAUGAGCCAGAACAGUUUUAUUAAGCAGUAUCUGGCUCAGCAACAGGAGCUCCUGCGGCACCGUCUGGAGAGAGAGGCUCGGGAAGCAUAUGAAACAAAUGAUCAACAGGACCACAGAGACAUUAACAACAGUACAUCUUGCCCUCCUCCUGCUCAGGAUGUCCCAGCACCUGGGCAGCACAAGCUCCCCGGCCCUUCUGUUGYUGAGGGAUUGUUCGGUUCUGUGAAUGCAGCACAAGACAACAGGAAUCAGGAGGCUGAUGUGUCCAGUCCACCUGCUUCAGCCUCCGUGGCCAUGCGGGUUCCCGUCGUUGAGCAGCGGUCAGAGCGAGGUUCUGCUUCCAGCGAAGUUGCAGGCGACAGUGACGAUGAAGAUAGCGAGGGUGGGGAUGACGAUGACGACUGGGGAAACAGUGCUCCGAGGAGGAGCCUCAGAGAGCCGCCCAGAGUCCCCGCCGCGAGGGAAAGGUCUGGUGCACCACGUCAACCCCAGCAGCAACACAUCCCUUCUCUGUUGUCCCCUCAGCUCCGCCAGCCAACGCCUCCUCCAUCCCCGCCUCCAGAGCUAUCUUUCCCCUUACCUGACACCCCUAAACAGAGCCCGCCUAGCCCACCUGCUGCUCAAGCCAGGCACUCCCCCAGCUCCUCAAGCUCCGGUUCUUCCAGUAGCGGCAGUCGCAGUAGCAGUCCAGAGCCUCAAAGGAGUGGACAUGCAGAAAGGAAGCCUGGUCCGCUGACCCUUCUUGCUCGCAAGAUGGAGUCCGAGGGGGCCUUCUCUGGAGCAGCCUGCUAUGGCACAGAUGGCGAAGGUGAACGGCAGGAUAGCAGCUCACCUUCAGCUAUGUUGUUUCCUGGCAGGUGUGCACCAGACGGUCUGGUUUCUGCUGUACCUCACACAGCCAACYCUGGCAGCCAUGUGUCAUUUCCCAUGAUUCCUGGAGCCCACCAGGGUGUCACACAUUCUGCCCCCCUCCAGCUUCCUGUAAYUGUGCUUAAGGCUACUGCAGCAGAGGAAAGGGACAGAGAGAGGGAGGCUGAGAUGAAAAGAGAACAAGCACUUGAACUGGAAAGGCAAGAGAAGCUGAGACAAAUUGAAAAAGAACGAGCAGCAGAGGAAGAACGAGAAAAAUCCCUCGCGCUAGAGCGAGAAGAACGGGAGAAGGCCUUGGAAAGAGAAAAGGCUUUACAGCGAGAGCAAGAACUUGCUCUAGAAAAAGAAAGACAGGAGAGGGAAAUGACUUUGGCUAAAGAGAGGGAGGAGCAUAAGAGGGCCAUAGAGCUGGAGCGACAGAGGGAGCUCGAAAGACAGAGAGCCCUGGAGGAAGAACGCCUUCAGAGAGAAAGAGAAGAGAAGGCAAAGCAGGAAAGAGAGGAAAUGGAGAGGGCAAUGCAGCUAGAAAGAGCGAAGGCUUUGGAGCUAGAACGGCUAGAGAAAGAGAAGGCUCUUGAGCAGGAGAGGUUAGAGAGGGAACGUGCUUUAGAGGCUGAGAGAACAGAAAAGGAAAGAAUUGAGAGAGAAAAGGCUCUAGAACAGGAGAGACUGGAAAAAGAACGAAUCGAGAGAGAAAAGGCUCUAGAACAGGAGAGGCUAGAAAGAGAACGGAUCGAGAGAGAAAAGGCUCUAGAAAAGCAGAGGCUAGAAAGAGAACGGAUCGAGAGAGAAAAGGCUCUAGAAAAGGAGAGGCUAGAAAGAGAACGGAUCGAGAGA
Austrofundulus limnaeus is the source of this 2060-nucleotide messenger RNA. RefSeq names its product apoptotic chromatin condensation inducer in the nucleus. The annotation marks the transcript as partial. NCBI's taxonomy places the organism in Eukaryota, Metazoa, Chordata, Actinopteri, Cyprinodontiformes, Rivulidae. Gene Ontology annotation, biological process: regulation of mRNA processing; regulation of transcription by RNA polymerase II. The transcript is spliced from 6 exons. Gene Ontology annotation, molecular function: sequence-specific DNA binding. The record is from RefSeq and is a predicted model, not a curated record. Gene Ontology annotation, cellular component: nucleus.